Messenger RNA from Megalobrama amblycephala (Wuchang bream), 2733 nucleotides. RefSeq names its product UDP-GlcNAc:betaGal beta-1,3-N-acetylglucosaminyltransferase 2, like (gene b3gnt2l). Gene Ontology annotation, molecular function: protein N-acetylglucosaminyltransferase activity. Gene Ontology annotation, cellular component: membrane. Lineage: Eukaryota; Metazoa; Chordata; Actinopteri; Cypriniformes; Xenocyprididae. The transcript has 2 exons. The coding region runs from base 573 to 1838 and encodes 421 amino acids. The record is from RefSeq and is a predicted model, not a curated record.
UUAUAUCAGAGCGCAUUAAACUCCCAAGAAAAGGUGUUUAACAGUCAAGUGUUGGAAAAUCGCUUCUGUCUAAAUUGCUUAGCUGGGGAGUCGGACACAAUGUUUCAUUACCUUGGAUCGGUGCCCAGGUGUGUUGGUUGAUGAUCACCAAUCAUAGACAGGUACUGAUGGGGGGAGAAAAGGGUGAGGCAGACGUAGCGUUUCACGCAGAGGAGCAGCGCUCGAGCACACUGUCAUCGCGGGCAACAACGUGGUUUCCUGUGUGGAAGCGAGCAGUUUGGACUAAGAAUGUUGAAAGACGCUGACACGGCUCACUGCUGAACUUGACAUCAAUGGGAAUAUAAUCGAAGAAACUGAAUUCGGAGGAAGAUUCAUGUAACGGAUGUUUGUCAUGCUCCCAAAAAGCAAGGUGUAGGAUCAACUAACAUUUGAUCCAAGGAAGAACAAAGAAACAGAGUGGUGCUUCAACGAAAGCACAUUCUGUGUUGGGUGACUGCCCACCAUUUCCUGUAGAGACCAACAUCCUUUCUUGCUUCUCAACUGUUGCCUUCAUUUAACCGAGCUGUUCUAAAAUGAGAAAGACGUAUACUAAAUUCCUCAUCUUAGCAGUAGCUAGCAGCCUUUGCUUAGUCAUAUUCUAUUCCCAACUAAGGGAUGUGGAACUCACACAAAGAGAUUUGGCCAGAAACCCUUCGGUUACAACUGCCACUCCUAGAAAACCCACAACUCUAGUCAUAAGCACCAUAAAAAAGAAAGCCAAAAGUGUUAUGCAAGUUGAACUUCCACCCCUUACUAUUUCUGAGGAUUUCAGAAAAGACAUUCCCAAAAAUGGUGCCUUCUGGAACCGGAAACUUCAUUCUCUCCUCAGGCAGUUUGACUCGACAAUGAACAAAACGCGCAAGGACCCACAUGUCAAGUUUCACUGUCAAUCUGAGAGUUUUGAGUUGCUACAAACCAACAUUCAGGAUAUUCAGUCGUAUCCUCCUCUUUACGGAGACUUCCUUAGAGGCAUGGAGUGUCGAAACCCACCACUUCUUCAUGAUCAGCCUGGCAAGUGUGCGUCGGAUCAAAUUUUCCUUCUCUUUGCAAUCAAAUCCAUCCCAAAGCACUUCGAGAGGCGCCAAGCAGUCCGAGAGACUUGGGGAAGGGAAGGGUCGUAUGAAAACGGACUUCAGGUACGAACGGUCUUUCUGCUGGGUCGAUCAUCUGCGGAUGAUCCCACUCUCGACAAAAUGGUUUCGUUUGAAGCUCAGCAGUUUCAAGACCUGCUCGUUUGGGAUUUUCACGACACCUUUUACAACCUGACUCUCAAGGAGCAUGUGUUCUUCAAGUGGAUGAUGGAUCACUGUCCUCAGGUGUCUUUCGUUUUUAAGGGCGACGAUGAUGUUUUUGCCAACACUCAAGCGAUACUGAAUCAUCUGAAGUCUCUGGAGCCCGAACAGGCCUUGUCGUUGUACACUGGGCAGGUCAUUUCUGAGGCCACGCCGUUACGGGACCCUAAGAUCAAAUAUUAUGUUCCUCAGUCUUUCUAUGAAGGUCCUUACCCUCCUUAUGCUGGCGGCGGUGGAUUCCUCUUUUCUGGAAACCUUCUCCCAUCUCUUCACCAUGUUUCCUUUUACAUACCCUUCUACCCUAUUGAUGAUGUCUACACCGGGAUGUGCUUUAAAGCAAUCGGAAUCACUCCGACCAAACACGAUGGUUUCAAGACAUUUGACAUUCGGGAACAAGAUCGAGAGAACCCCUGUGUGCACAAAGACUUGCUCCUGGUGCACCAACGCAACCCUCAGCAGACCAUGAGACUGUGGAGAAAUAUGCACAGCUCCAUGUUGACCUGCUGAUAUGUUUGGUAAACUGGUAAACGGACCAUUAUUAGACCAUUUAGCUGUUCUGCUUGAUAAAGGCCCAUGUUGAAUAAGAAUAAGCUGGUAAAAAAAAUACUGUGCAUUAAAGUACCUUUUCAAGACAUUUGAGACUCUGGAUGAAGACUAUUUUUGGUUAGUUUUUACUUGAGUUGAAAUGACUUUGGUUUGUUUCAUUACUUGAAAGAAAACUUAUGAUGGUGAUGAACACCAUUUAUGUUUCUGUGCAAUUGACACUGAGCUCUUUAUAGGUUAACUUUUAAGGCAAUGUUUCCCAACCCUUCCCACCAACACUAUGCAUUUUUGAAUCUGAUUCAACUCAUCUGCUCCUUCAAGACCAGAAAUAGAUGGGUCAGAUAAGGAAGACAUUGAAAAUGUGCACUGUUGGUGUGCCUCCUGGUCGGAAAACACUGCUUUAAGGGAUAGAUCGCCCAUAAUUACUCAUUUUGUCCUGCAGAACACUGAUAUUUUAUAGAUUGUUUCAGCUGAAUCAGAAAUUUGGUCUAAUCUUUCAAACUCCAAAAAGGAUUGUGUAAAAUUAAUCCAUCUGACUCCACUGGAAUAUCAUGUUUUCUGAAGCGACAUAAUCACGCUAUAUAAAGAAUGGAUCAAAAUAGACGUCUAUCCUCUUUUGUGUUUCACGGAAGAAAGUAUCUGGUGAACUUCCUUUAUCGAAUGUCAAACCUCUGGUUUUCACAUUUCUUAACAUUUGGUCACAUUUUGAUUCACAUGAUUCCCCUUUGUCGAUGUUGCAACUGUUUCAAGCUGCUCACGUGAAUUCAUCAACCGAAAAUUGCUUGGUUUUAAAAAGUGACUUCUGUGUGAUCUGUGCUUCAUAAUUUCCUGCACUAUUAAAAAUAAACUAUGAACCUUA